CCUUCGCGUAGCCCGGCAGAACACCUUUCACGCCGAACCCUCUUUGACCUCGGCUGGCCCAGAGGAGUUGGCUUCUUCACCUGUACCAGGCUCAGCGCCAUCAACAUUGUUGCCUAGCCCGUCGAUGGCCCUAGAGACGCCGGCCGUCCCGGUGGAUUCCUCCGGAGCAUGGCGGCUUCAGGGCUCACUGGCGUUGGCAAUAGCGGGACCAGCAGCAAACGGGACUUCACCGUCUGCGAAUCCGCCUUCAUAUGCCUUCUCCACUCAACCGGUCCCUGAAAUGCCACUGCCGUCGCCGUCGCCGUCGCCAUCAUCGUCGUCACUGUCACGGUCACUUCCAGAGCUGCAGCUGCAACUUCAACCAAAGCCACAGCCACAGCGUCCCUCAACGGGGCUAUGGAAAGAGAUCCAUCCGUCUCAGUCAUCAUAUCAGCUCGUCACAAGCAAGCCGGUGAAGGCUGCGACCGACUCAUCUUCUCUCGAUGAGGCGGCGAGAGCCACGACGACCAACCUCAUGCCUAUCGCCCGUCGGAAGCCUUUCAACGGUCAUCAGUUGACGGCCGUCAGGCUUGUCAGUGCUCAAACCGUCGAAGAAUGGUUUGGUGACUUUUGGUGCCGCUGUGAGGCUUGGAACAAUAUCGCCGAGUUGAAUGAACCGCGUCGGGUUACCAGCAAACAAGCGUAUAUCCAUGUUGCCUGUAGGUCCCAAACUGACACAUUGGUGGAGUUUGAGUUGAGUUUGUGUCUGUCUUCGACCAAACACUCCAACCAUUUGGAAAUCACCAUCAAUCGUCUCCCAUUCUUGACGUCCCGUCAAAGAGGACUGUUUAGAGAGUUUCCGAUUUGUGAAUGGACUCGAGGGCUACCUGCCUCACCCCAGAAGCCCUGGUUGGUUGAUUCAGUGCAGAACGCUUCGGCCCUGCGCCCUCGUGCCCAGAGUCCAAACCCCGCUUUGGCUGCUAAAACUAUGGCCUGGCCGAGGUCGAGACCUGAUUUUAUUCUGGGCGUCUAUGCUCUUUCAGCACGAAGUGGAUUUCAUCUCAAAUUAGCAUACAAGUUAUGGCCUUUUGUGUGGUCGCAGGCUCCUUUCGUUGUAUAG
Protopolystoma xenopodis is the source of this 1099-nucleotide messenger RNA. The record is from the annotation of a GenBank genome assembly. Lineage: Eukaryota; Metazoa; Platyhelminthes; Monogenea; Polystomatidea; Polystomatidae.